UUUUUGACCGCCGGCCACACAAGAGGGGCAUUGAGGAGCAGAAUCGGCGUCCAGAGUGCAAAACAAAUUAAGGGCUUGUUUUUUUGAGACUGCAUCACAACAUGUAGCCCGAGGGGGCUGGGGAGGCAUGAAGAGACGCAGCGUAUCACUCUGUGCCAUGCACACGCGCUGAUGGAGGCCUAUGAUUGGCCGGUCGGAGGCCUUUGGGACACACCCCUGGCAGCCCUGAUGUGACCCUGCUGGCCGAACACGCUGAUCCCGCAACCUUCAGGGACCCAGAUCGCAGGAGCCCUCUAAGGAGAGACGCUCAGGAGCCUCCGCAUCUUCACGCAAAGCGGAGUUCUGAAGCACUUCUAGGUGGAGGUGGGGGCAGGAGGGAGGGGAGCAGAUGAGCGCCGCCGGGGCAACCCGAAGCGGCAGCAGGGGAGCCAUGCAGGAGGGCAGCCAGAGGUCUCUGUCUUCUGCGUGUGCCAGUCCCAGACACAGCCGCCACCCAGCUGGGCAUUGACGGGGCGCAGGCCGCUGAUAUGACCUUUGGCCACCAGAGAGCGCCACCCAAGCUGCCCAUCCUAUCCUAGUAGGACCACAUUCCUACACUGGCCCGGAAGGCCGGAAGAAACAGAAUAAAGGGGGGAAAAAGCUGAUUUUUCUGAUUUCCCCAAGUGCCCCACACAUCCAGAAAAGCGAUAGUUGUAUCAUUUUUAAAAAACAAAAAAAAAAAACUUUUUUGUUUUGAUCUUCUGCCCACCACCGUGCUCUGUUGGCCACGCCCCACAAAGAGGAGCAUCAUGGGAUGCCGGCAGAGCUCAGAGGAGAAGGAGGCGGCCCGGCGCUCCCGCCGCAUCGACCGGCACCUGCGCUCGGAGAGCCAGAGGCAGCGGCGCGAGAUCAAGCUGCUCCUGCUCGGCACCAGCAACUCGGGCAAGAGCACCAUCGUCAAGCAGAUGAAGAUCAUCCACAGCGGGGGCUUCAACCUGGAGGCCUGCAAGGAGUACAAGCCCCUCAUCCUCUACAACGCCAUCGACUCGCUCACGCGCAUCAUCCGCGCCCUCAGCACGCUCAAGAUCGACUUCCACAACCAGGACCGCGCCUAUGACGCUGUGCAGCUCUUUGCCCUCACCGGGCCAGCUGAGAGCAAGGGCGAGAUCACGCCCGAACUGCUGGGGGUCAUGAAGCGUCUCUGGGCCGACGCCGGUGUCCAGGAGUGCUUCUGUCGCUCCAAUGAGUACCACCUGGAGGACAACACUGCCUACUACCUGAACGACCUGGACCGCAUCGCCGCCCCCGACUACAUCCCCACAGUGGAGGACAUCCUGCGUUCACGCGACAUGACCACGGGCAUCGUGGAGAACAAAUUCACCUUCAAGGAGCUCACCUUCAAGAUGGUGGACGUGGGCGGACAGCGGUCCGAGAGGAAGAAGUGGAUCCACUGCUUCGAGGGCGUGACGGCCAUCAUCUUCUGCGUGGAGCUCAGCGGCUACGACCUCAAGUUGUACGAGGACAACCAGACGAGUCGCAUGGCAGAGAGUCUCCGGCUCUUUGACUCCAUCUGCAACAACAACUGGUUCAUCAACACUUCGCUCAUCCUCUUCCUCAACAAGAAGGACCUGCUGGCGGAGAAGAUCAAGCGGAUCCCGCUGACUGUCGGCUUCGCUGACUACAAGGGCCAGAACAGCUACGAGGAGGCAGCGGUCUACAUCCAGCGCCAGUUCGAGGACCUGAACCGCAACAAGGAGACCAAGGAAAUCUACUCACACUUCACCUGCGCCACGGAUACCAGCAACAUCCAGUUUGUGUUUGAUGCCGUCACUGACGUCAUCAUCCAGAACAAUCUGAAGUACAUUGGACUCUGCUAGGACAGGACCACAGUGGGGGGGAAAUGGAAUAACCCCAGCCUGGCCUUGGUGCAGGCAGGUUGACGUGGGGGUGGGAGAUCAUACAGGUCAAGGCGGGGGGGAGUGAAGCAGAGGUUAAACAGUGUCACGUGCAGUUGUCCUGUCUGUAAAUGAAUGUUGGAUUGGUGGAAGCUGACUGGGCUAUGGAAGGGUCAAAGGUCAGGGGUCAGAGUGCUGUUGUAAAGGCAGCCACAUGCUGCCUGACCUUUCAUCCUGCUAGAUGGAGCGGGAGCCGACUAUGUGCGCUCCCUGCAGCUCGGGUCAUCUCACUAAAUCAGUGCUGCCUUACAGAAAAAAAGGACUUCUUUUCGUUUAACGUCGGACAUCUCGUUUGACUUCAGGUGGCAAAGGAGGACAGGCUGUCAAGGUGCACGGGGGAGGGGGGCAGGACUGAAGCAGACCUGCAGAUGUGACCGCGUCCCUCCUAUAUCCGCGGCAAUCCAGAAUUAGAGCGGCCGACCGUCGGACACGUAUUUGGGUGGAAGGUUACAAAGGAUGCUGGGAGAAUUUUUUUCUUUUCCAUUCCUUUGACCUUUGUUUUAUUUUUUUACUUAGACGUGCAUCAGACCUGCCUUUUUCAGUUUCAUUUUGACUUUCUGUUGUCCUCCUCUAGUGCUUUCCAGCUCAUACCAGACAGAAGUGCCAAUUUCCACGUCCAGAGGGAGCCACACAAACGUCCCGGAAAUCGUUUUUUAAUUUGAUAAGGCAGGACGGGGGAGGGGGGAUGCAUGAUGUCUUACAGUUGAGACGUUUACCCUUUAAUUUGGUUUGUUGUAUUUUACUUUAACAAAUUGUCCUGAAGAUGUAAGAUCAGAAAACAAAUACUGAAUUGUACAGCUGUAAUCUGAAAGGUAUAUAUUGAUAUUGAGCUUGACAAUGAGUAUAGACAUUGAUACUGAUGGCAGUAUUGCGACAGUUUCCCAGGCACUUUGCGUUGACGUGGACAAAAGACUUUUGUCGUUUGUUUGUUCAUGUACAACGAUGAGAUUGAUGCUGGGUGGGAUUUAGAAGGAUUUCCUGAAAUUAUCUAAGAAUACUGAAAGCAUCACAGGAAAAUGGUGUCAUUCCAAAACCAAGCAUGAGAAGAUGCAGGGGU
Messenger RNA from Brienomyrus brachyistius, 2991 nucleotides. Its product is annotated as guanine nucleotide-binding protein G(z) subunit alpha-like. Gene Ontology annotation, molecular function: GTP binding; G-protein beta/gamma-subunit complex binding; G protein-coupled receptor binding. The coding region runs from base 789 to 1856 and encodes 355 amino acids. The transcript is spliced from 3 exons. Lineage: Eukaryota; Metazoa; Chordata; Actinopteri; Osteoglossiformes; Mormyridae. The record is from RefSeq and is a predicted model, not a curated record. Gene Ontology annotation, biological process: adenylate cyclase-modulating G protein-coupled receptor signaling pathway. Gene Ontology annotation, cellular component: heterotrimeric G-protein complex.